Westerdykella ornata is the source of this 619-nucleotide messenger RNA. RefSeq lists its product as uncharacterized. NCBI's taxonomy places the organism in Eukaryota, Fungi, Ascomycota, Dothideomycetes, Pleosporales, Sporormiaceae. The record is from RefSeq and is a predicted model, not a curated record. The transcript is spliced from 3 exons. Bases 127 to 570 code for a protein of 147 amino acids.
GUCAUUGCAAUCAAUUGAAGCGGAAAGUGUGCUCGGCGUAGCAUCUGCUCCGACCUCGCAAACAACUUUUGGCCGGAAAAUCGUUGAGGUGCGAUCGAUAUUAAUGGGAAAACGGUAACGGACGGCAUGGUGCGGUAUAAUGGGACGAUGAAGAGCGAGGAGGAGACGAAUGAGGCGGCUUGGGAGGCGGCGAGGGGCGCGGUGGUUGGGGCUGCGAAGUGGGGCAUAUUUGCUGCUGCUGCUGCAGGCCUAGGAUACACCUUCUCGCCGUUAUAUCGUAGUCUGACUAUCCAAUUCAAAGUCUACCUCCAAAUGUCCGGCAUGAUCCUCGGCGGCAUGAUCGAAGCCGACAAGCGCAUCAUGGCCUACGAGCACCGCAUGCGGCACUACAAGCGCAUGGCGCGCGACAUGGAGCUGUGGCGCCGGUACGAGGAGGAGUUUGAGGAGAGGGGCACGCCCGGCGUGGGUGGCGAGGGGAAGGUGAAGAAUGUGAAUGCGGGUGCAAGUGCGAGUACGAAGCCAGAUGCCAAUGUAAGCGGAAAUGGAAAUGGGGACGGUUCAAAAACAUAAGGAAGGGGAAGAGUGUUGGAGACUGGGUAACAGGUGUUGGUGCGGCGCU